GUCUGCGCGCAGUUCGAACAAGCUAAGAGACCCAAAAAAAAUCAAAAUAAUAAUACAAGAAAAGCCACCUAAAUAAAAAGUGCUCAAGAGGGUGACUAAAAACCCUAGAAGGCAGUGACUUAAACCAUUGUGAGUGCGUUAGUGUGAUUUCAAUAAAAGCAGCUUAAGAAAUAAACAAGUAAACUUAAUAGCCCGCAAGUUUUUCUAUCAUCUUCGGGCCGUUGAGCAAUUUUUUUCCCCGCGGCAUUUUCGAUAAGGAAUAAACGAUUAAUUCAAUAUUUAAAGCAUAAAAGGAAACCAGACACUCUGCCGCUGGACCCAACAAUCACCAUCAACAUGUCCGCCAGCUCCUCAGCCUGCGAUUGCCUGGUGGGCGUGCCCACUGGACCCACCCUCGCCUCCACCUGCGGCGGCAGCGCCUUCAUGCUGUUCAUGGGCCUGCUGGAGGUCUUCAUACGCUCACAGUGCGACCUGGAGGAUCCCUGCGGCCGGGCCAGCACUCGGUUUCGAUCGGAGCCGGAUUACGAGUACGAUUUCAUUGUCAUUGGCGGCGGCUCAGCGGGAUCUGUGGUCGCCUCGCGCCUCUCUGAGGUGCCCCAGUGGAAGGUGUUGCUGAUCGAAGCGGGUGGAGAUGAACCCGUGGGUGCCCAGAUUCCCUCCAUGUUCCUUAACUUCAUCGGCAGCGACAUCGACUACCGCUACAACACGGAGCCGGAGCGGAUGGCCUGCCUGUCCUCGAUGGAGCAGCGGUGCUACUGGCCCCGAGGCAAGGUCCUGGGCGGCACUUCGGUGAUGAAUGGCAUGAUGUAUAUCCGUGGCAAUCGCGAGGACUAUGAUGAUUGGGCAGCACAGGGUAAUCCAGGCUGGGCCUACAAUGAUGUGCUGCCGUUCUUCAAGAAGUCGGAGGAUAACCUGGAACUGGAUGCGGUGGGCACGGAAUACCAUGCCAAGGGUGGUCUGCUGCCGGUGGGCAAGUUCCCCUACAAUCCACCUCUGUCCUAUGCCAUUCUCAAGGCCGGCGAGGAACUGGGCUUCUCCGUGCAGGACCUCAACGGUCAGAACUCCACAGGAUUUAUGAUUGCCCAGAUGACGGCCCGCAAUGGCAUCAGAUAUAGCUCGGCCCGGGCUUUUCUGCGUCCAGCACGCAUGCGCAACAACCUGCAUAUCCUGUUGAACACCACUGUGACCAAGAUCCUCAUCCAUCCACACACCAAAAAUGUGCUGGGCGUGGAGGUGAGCGACCAAUUUGGUAGCAUGCGUAAGAUCUUGGUCAAGAAGGAGGUGGUGUUGAGUGCUGGUGCCGUAAACUCGCCCCAGAUUCUGCUCCUUAGCGGUGUGGGUCCCAAGGAUGAGCUGCAGCAGGUGAAUGUGCGACCAGUGCACCAUCUCCCGGGUGUGGGCAAGAACCUCCAUAACCAUGUGGCCUACUUCACCAACUUCUUUAUCGAUGAUGCGGACACGGCGCCUCUUAACUGGGCCACGGCCAUGGAGUACUUACUGUUCCGGGAUGGCCUAAUGUCUGGCACUGGUAUUUCGGAUGUGACCGGAAAACUUGCCACCCGUUGGGCCGACAGACCGGAUCUGCCCGAUCUCCAACUUUACUUCGGUGGCUACCUGGCCAGCUGUGCCCGCACAGGACAAGUGGGCGAACUGCUCUCGAAUAACUCCCGGGCGAUCCAGAUAUUCCCGGCAGUGCUCAAUCCCCGUUCGGGAUACAUCGCCCUGCGUUCAGCCGAUCCCCUGGAUCCGCCUCGCAUCUUUGCUAAUUACCUUACCGAUGAGCGGGAUGUAAAGACCCUGGUGGAAGGCAUUAAGUUCGCCAUCCGCCUGUCCCAGACAUCGCCACUGAAGCAGUAUGGUAUGCGGUUGGACAAGACGGUGGUCAAGGGAUGCGAGGCUCCGACCUUCGGUAGCGACGCCUAUUGGGAGUGCGCCGUGCGGCAGAACACGGGUCCGGAGAAUCAUCAGGCGGGCUCCUGCAAAAUGGGUCCCAGCCACGAUCCCAUGGCGGUGGUUAACCACGAGCUAAGGGUCCAUGGCAUCCGGGGACUGCGCGUCAUGGACACCAGCAUCAUGCCCAAGGUGACGGCGGGCAAUACGCACGCUCCCGCUGUAAUGAUUGCGGAGAAGGGAGCCUACCUCCUGAAGAGGGCCUGGGGCGCCAAGGUUUGA
Messenger RNA from Drosophila serrata, 2172 nucleotides. RefSeq names its product Glucose dehydrogenase (gene Gld). The record is from RefSeq and is a predicted model, not a curated record. Gene Ontology annotation, molecular function: oxidoreductase activity, acting on CH-OH group of donors; flavin adenine dinucleotide binding. Lineage: Eukaryota; Metazoa; Arthropoda; Insecta; Diptera; Drosophilidae.